UGGGAGGCCCCCGACAGGAACCUCCACCCUACUGUCCUUUGUGAGACCCUGCAGAACCCCCGCUCCACUCUCUGGGGAAAUGUCCCCCCUCUCCUCCCCAAAGCACCCAUCCCUGUAUGAGGCACUGGGGCAUCCCUCUGCCCUCCUGACUCCCCACCCCAUGUGAAAACCCGGGAACUGCCCCGAUGGAGCCUGUCACUUCAGCAUCUGAUGUCAAAGGCCUGGGAACUACCACACCCAAAGCUUGCCCACGGGAACUGGGACUCUAUUGCCUCCUGUUAGAGAGCCCCCUCUCUUCCCCAUUGGUCCUUGAGAGAGCACUGAUGCUCCACAACAGCCCCAUCUUAUUGGGAAUGAGAGUAUAUAAUGUCUAUGAUGUGGAUAAUAAGACAUAUCUUAUUCGCCUUCAAAAGCCAGACUGUAAAGCUACACUUCUAAUUGAAUCUGGCAUACGGAUUCACACAACAGAGUUUGAGUGGCCAAAGAAUAUGAUGCCAUCUGGGUUUGCAAUGAAGUGUCGUAAACAUUUAAAGAGUAGAAGACUUGUCAACGUAAAACAGCUGGGUAUAGACAGAAUUGUAGACUUUCAAUUUGGAAGUGAUGAAGCCGCCUAUCAUCUAAUUGUUGAGCUUUACGACAGAGGAAACAUUGUUCUGACAGACUAUGAAUACUUAAUUUUAAACAUCCUGAGGUUUCGCACAGAUGAGGCAGAUGAUGUCAAAUUUGCAGUUCGGGAACGGUAUCCAGUUGAUAACGCUAAAGCAGCUGCACCAUUACCUAGCUUGGAAAGGUUGAUGGAAACAAUAUCAAAUGCACCUCAGGGGGAACUGCUAAAAAGGGUCCUUAACCCACAUCUUCCUUAUGGAGCCACACUCAUUGAACACUGCCUUAUAGAAACUGGAUUGUCUGGUAAUGCCAAAGUAGAUCAACAGAUGGGAAGCAAAGAAAAUAUUGAAAGGGUACUUGCUGCUUUACAGAAGGCAGAAGAAUACAUGAAGAUAACUGACAACUUCAGUGGAAAGGGUUUUAUUAUCCAGAAGCGGGAGAAAAAACCAAGCCUAGAGCCAGAUAAACCUGCAGAAGAAAUCCUCACAUAUGAAGAAUUUCAUCCUUUCUUGUUUUCUCAACAUUUGAAGUGUCCAUACAUGGAGUUUGAAUCAUUUGAUAAGGCAGUGGAUGAGUUUUACUCCAAGCUAGAAGGUCAGAAGAUUGAUUUGAAAGCUUUGCAACAGGAAAAACAAGCCCUGAAGAAGCUGGAUAAUGUUCGUAAAGAUCAUGAGCAUAGACUAGAAGCUCUUCAUCAAGCCCAGGAAAUUGAUAAGGUAAAAGGAGAGCUGGUAGAAAUGAAUCUGGACAUAGUUGACCGAGCUAUCCAGGUGGUGCGCAGUGCGUUAGCCAACCAGAUAGACUGGACGGAAAUUGGAGCAAUUGUAAAAGAAGCUCAGGCUCAGGGAGACCCUGUCGCAAGUGCAAUCAAAGAAUUAAAGCUCCAGACAAAUCAUAUCACAAUGCUACUGAAAAACCCAUACGUAUUAUCAGAGGAGGAGGAGGAAGAGGAAGAUGAUGAAGGUGAUCAUUGGAAAGAAGUUGAAGAACCAAAGGGGAAAAAGAAAAAGCAUAAAAAUAAGCAGCUGAAGAAACCUCAGAAAAACAAGCCAUUGUUGGUUGAUGUUGAUCUCAGUUUGUCUGCGUAUGCCAAUGCUAAAAAAUAUUAUGAUCAUAAGAGACAUGCAGCCAAAAAGACACAGAAGACAGUAGAAGCUGCAGAGAAGGCAUUCAAAUCUGCAGAAAAGAAGACAAAGCAAACAUUGAAAGAAGUUCAAACAGUUACCACCAUUCAGAAAGCAAGAAAGGUUUAUUGGUUUGAGAAGUUCCUGUGGUUUAUUAGCUCUGAAAAUUACCUCGUUAUCGCUGGAAGAGAUCAGCAGCAGAAUGAAAUGAUUGUGAAGCGAUACUUGAAAUCCGGAGAUGUGUACGUGCACGCUGACCUACAUGGUGCAACUAGCUGUGUAAUCAAGAAUCCUUCAGGUGAACCGAUCCCUCCCCGUACCCUGACUGAGGCAGGCACCAUGGCAUUAUGUUACAGCGCUGCCUGGGAUGCUCGUAUCAUCACUAGUGCCUGGUGGGUCUAUCACCACCAGGUGUCUAAAACAGCACCGACUGGAGAAUAUCUGACUACAGGAAGCUUCAUGAUAAGAGGGAAAAAAAACUUUCUUCCACCUUCAUAUCUUAUGAUGGGGUUUAGCUUCUUAUUUAAGGUGGAAGAAUCUUGUGUGUGGAGACACCGAGACGAGCGAAAGGUCAAAAUGCAGGAAGAAGACAUGGAGUCUGUGACCAGCAGUACCAAUGAACUGGUGUCAGAAGAAGUGGAGCUACUAGCCCCGGAAGGAGAGGAUAGCAGCACCGAUGACGAGAAGACACUGCCUGAAGAGAUGGCAGAUGGCGCUGAAAUCAGGCCUGACGCUUACCUCGAGGAGGACGCUGCUCACCUAGCCAAAGACGGAAUAAACAAGCCGCCAGCAGAAGAGGAAAGCUCUGAGGAUGACGAUGUGGAAUCUGAAGAAGAGGCUGAAGAUCAGGAGCUGACGAGUGACAUGAAGGAGGAGGAGAUAAAUUAUCCAGACACUGCAAUCGACCUGUCACAUCUUCAGCCACACAGGUCCCAGCAGAAAAUGGUUGCAAAAGAGGAAGCGUCUCACCUGAGUGACAGUAAGUCACAUGGCCGAAGACACUUGUCAGCCAAGGAGAGAAGAGAAAUGAAGAAAAAGAAGCAGCAAAAUGAGACCGAGGAUUUAGAACCACCUGAAGGAAAAGAAAUAGAGAUGAGCGCACAGCUCCCAUCUUCUCCUGUUUCAAACAAGAGCGUGUCAGCCCCUCAGCCCGUGAAACGAGGACAGAAGAGCAAAAUGAAAAAAAUGAAAGAGAAAUACAAGGACCAGGAUGAAGAAGAUCGAGAGCUCAUAAUGAAACUAUUGGGUUCUGCAGGGUCAAACAAAGAAGAAAAAGUUAAGAAAGGCAAAAAAGGAAAACUGAAAGAAGAAUCAGUAAAGAAACAAGCCCAGAAACCGAAGCGUGGCCAUCCGGUUGAUGCAGGUCGUAAAGAAGAAACACCCCCAGGAGAAAUACUAACGCAGGAGUUACAGGACAUAGCCCUGGAAGAUCAGCAGGAGGAGAAGGUAAAUACUGCAGGACAUUUCGUUACCCACAUGUUGCAGCAUCUUGCUGAAGGGGAGACACUGCUGAAUUCUUUGACAGGCCAGCCUCACUUGGAAGAUAUACUCCUCUUUGCUAUACCAAUAUGUGCGCCUUACACUACCAUGGCAAACUACAAAUACAAAGUGAAGCUCACUCCAGGCACGCAGAAGAAAGGAAAAGCUGCCAAGACUGCUUUGCAUAAUUUCAUGCAUUCCAAGGAAGCUGCUGCAAGAGAAAAAGAUUUAUUUCGCAGUGUAAAGGACACUGAUUUAUCAAGAAAUAUUCCUGGUAAAGUGAAAGUAUCGGCACCUAAUCUCCUGAACAUGAAAAAGAAGUGAGUGUUGCUCAUAGAUCACAAAUAAGUGUUUGAACUGUCAGUGCUGCUUCAGAAGAGGACAGUGACAAACCUACCAUCUGGACCUUCCAAUUUUGCUAGUAAAGUAAAACAGCUAUAAUUGGACAGAUUUUAAGAGGCAAAGAUGGACUGUUCGCUGCAUCUGACCCUUGCCUGGGUCUUCUUGCAUGGACGUUAAAUUGCAUGUGAUUCAUCUAAUGUGCAAAAGUAAAGUACUACUGGCCUUAGGUGUGAAAGGCAAGACUGAUUUUGUACUGAUCCUCUUUCUAAUGUUGUAAGGACUGGCACAACCCCAGUCUAAUCUCUUAUUUCAAAUGUAAUUUUUUCCUUUCCUAGAUGUUUCUGUACAAAUCCAUGCUCUAUCAAAUGCUGUAGCAAACCUGGCUGCUUGUUCUUUCCACUUUCCUUUGGCAAAGGAAGGGAUUUAACAUCCUACCCUGUUUGGAACCUGCUUUCCAGUCAGGAUAUUGACUGUAUUAAUCUGCUCCCACUUAUCAUAUUUUGUAAGCUAUCAUAAGAAAAGUCCUAGUUGUCAGCUGUAGUCACUUACUGGCAUGGGAGCACCCGAAGUUGGUGACAAUGCGGGAUAGUAUGCCUUGCCUAUAGUAUGUAGAUUUUGUAUUUGGACUGGCAUGUACUAUACCUGUAAGCAAAGGCCACAGUGAAAUAGAUGAGCUGUUGCUUAAAAAACCCACCAUGCUAAGAAAAUGCACCAAUAUUAUUCACCUCCAAGGAGAGAAUAUAAAUGUAUUUGACGUACAGUAAGAAUACUGCCAAAGUUACCCCCUCCCCCCCAAACAACUGUUAGAUGGCUUUAGCCUAGGGCUGGGUAAUAGUUUUUUGAUGGGAGGGGCUCUUCAAGAAUUUGGUAAGUGCCACCCUCUAGAUUAAGGGAAGAGGUUGGGGUGUGGUGGCUCUUUGCCAGGGUCCCUGCCUGCCACAGCUCUGUAUGUGCUCUCAGUAGCUACAGUGGCCAGCUUUACAGAUCUGAACAUUGAGCCCUGGGGCUGUCUCAGAGGCACCUGCUAGGAGUCAAACUGGCCAAUGGAAGCUACGGGGGUCAAGGGCAGCAUCAGAAGCCUGUCUCCCUUCUCUGGGCUUGCAGUGUUCAGAGGCAGAAAAGCCAGCUGGGGAGCCACGUCUGAGUGCUAAACAAGGGCAGGCAGGGAGCUGGCUGAGGGUCAUAUUUUGCCCAGCCUUGCUUCAGACUGUAGCAUUAGCAUAUCCUGAACACGUUUACACAGUUUAGAAUUAUGAAACAGUAAGUGGAGUGCUGGCAUUGCUUUGUUUCAGUAUUUAAAUCACAAGCCCUUUAUUAGUUUCUCAGCCCUUUUCUGCAUCAGUGGUGUUCUGUGGCUGCUGAUUCCUAGGAGACACUGAACACAAAGAAGGCAGAAGGUUCCUAAAGUGCUGGGCUGCUGUUCACAUACAAUCCAUUUGCAUUAAAACUAGUGAGGCUAAACAGAGCUGAGCCACUGUUAGGCAUGAGAUUCACAGCACUGCUGAGGCUCUGACUUGCAUUUCCUUCAGCAGCUUCUGUAGCACGUGAACAAUCGAGCUGCUUUGGGCUACUCCUAGGUAUGCACAGUCCAGUUUGACACUUUACUGACUAAAGCAUUCUCACUCACUCAAGAUAAAAUACAAUGUCUACUUAAUGCUCCUAGGUACAGUUCUUAAUCCCACAUCAUGACACAGUCACCAUCCCUCUGCAUUUGCUUUUAAACAAAUGAAGGUUCAGAACUUUUAGAAAGUUUUAAAUUAACUAUGCCCAGCACUAAAUAAGAGUUUUAAACACGUGUUGCGAAACUUGUCUUAUUUCUAUCAGUGAGAUGCUAACAGACUAAAACUACUCUAUCAUGUGA
Molecule: messenger RNA, 5412 nt
Organism: Pelodiscus sinensis (Chinese soft-shelled turtle)
Lineage: Eukaryota; Metazoa; Chordata; Testudines; Trionychidae
Source: RefSeq, a predicted model, not a curated record